ACUCAGGUGCAACACUGGAAGAGAGUGGGUAGUGUACUUUGAGGCAGUGGCUGUGUAUUCCACCAAGGUGGGUGAGAUCUCCAAAAUUCAGGGCAAAGAUCUCUUCACAAGGAAGUCAUGCCAGAGAACAAUGAGAACAUGGCCUCUGUGGCAGGUGAUGGGAAGGAUAAUGAGAUUUAUGAGGAGCCACCUUUGGAUUCGUUGAAAACAAUCAAGCAUGAAGUGGGGGGAAAUACAUUUGGAAAUCAAAGGACAUCAAAAAGGCAGGACAGAAAGCGGUCAAGGAAUUGGAGGAAGAAAUACUCUGCUUCUCCAUGUUCAGACCACCCUCAACUUCCACCAGAUACUGAAAGAGUGAAAAAGUGUCCAGUGUGCGGGAAAAUGUUCAAAGACAAAUCAACACUAAAUAAUCAUCGCAGAACCCACACAGGGGAGAAACCCUAUAAAUGCAUGCAAUGUGGAAAGGGCUUCAGUGUGAGUGGUAACCUUACUAUCCAUCAAAGAACCCACACAGGAGAGAAACCAUUUAAAUGUAUGGAAUGUGGAAAGAGCUUCAGUGUCAGCUGUAACCUUACUAAACAUCAAAGAACCCACACAGGGGAGAAGCCAUAUAAAUGUACGGAGUGUGGAAAGUGCUUUAGUGAUAGUGGAAGUCUCACUUCACAUGAAAGGAUUCACAGAGGGGAAAAACCUUAUAAAUGUAUGGAAUGUGGAAAAGGCUUCUGUGUGAGCAAUAGCCUUAUUGCACAUCAAAUAAUCCACACUGGGGAGAAACCAUAUAAAUGUAUGGAGUGUGGAAAGUGCUUCAGCCAAUGUGCAAACCUAAAUACACAUCAGAGAACCCACACAGGCGAGAAACCAUAUAAAUGUAGGGAGUGUGGAAAGUGCUUCACCCAGAGCGUAAAUCUAAAAACACAUGAAAGAACUCACACAGGAGACAAACCAUAUAAAUGCUUACUGUGUGGAAAGUGCUUCCAUGGCAGUGGAAGCCUUACUAAACAUAAAAAAAUGCACACUAUGGAGAAACCGUAUAAAUGCAUGGAAUGUGGAAAAGGCUUCAGUGUGAGUGGUAGCCUUACUCUACAUCAAAGAAUCCACACUGGGGAGAAACCAUAUAAAUGUAUGGAGUGUGGAAAGUGCUUCAGCCAAAGUGCAAACCUUAAAACACAUCAAACAACCCAUACAGGAGAGAAACCUUAUAAAUGUGUGGAGUGUGGAAAGAGCUUCAUUAAUAGCGAAAAGCUUAGUUCACAUCAAAGAACUCACACAGGGGAGAAGCCAUUUAAAUGCAUGGAGUGUGGAAAAUGUUUUAGCCAGAGUGCACACGUUAAUACACAUCAAAGAACUCACACAGGGGAGAAACCAUAUAAAUGCUUAAUGUGUGGGAAAUGCUUCCAUGAUAGUGGAAACCUUACUAAACAUCAAAGAACCCACACAGGGGAGAAACCUUAUAAAUGCAUGAUAUGUGGAAAGAGCUUUAGUGUGAGCAGCACCCUUACUUCACAUCAGAGAACUCACACAGGAGAGAAACCAUAUAAAUGCUUAGUAUGCAUGGAAUGUGGAAAAAGCUUCAGCGUGAGCAGUAGUCUUGCUACACAUCAAAGAACCCACACAGGCGAGAAACCAUAUACAUGCCUGGAGUGUGGGAAAAGUUUCAUUGACAGUGGAAGUCUUUGUGCACAUGCAAGAACCCACACAGGAGAGAAACCAUAUAAAUGCUUGGAAUGUGGGAAAUGCUUCAGUGUAAGUGGAAGUCUGGCUUCACAUCAAAGGACCCAUACAGGGGAGAAACCAUAUACAUGCCUGGAAUGUGGGAAAAGCUUCAGUGUGAGCGGUAGCCUUGCUUCACAUCAAAGAAUUCACACCGGGGAGAAGCCAUAUAAAUGCAUGGAGUGUGGAAAGAGCUUCACUGUAAGCAGUAGCCUUACUUUACAUUUAAGGACCCACACAGGGGAGAAACCAUAUGUAUGUAUGGAGUGUGGGAAAAGCUUUAACAAAAGUGGAAACCUGAAUACACACCGACAAACUCAUAUGGGCGAAAAGCCAUAUAAAUGCUUGGAAUGUGGAAAGACCUUCAGUCAACAUCAGCACCUCACUGCACAUGCAAGAACCCACACAGGGGAAAAACCAUAUAAAUGUUUGGAGUGUGGAAUGAGCUUCAGUGAUAGUGGAAGUCUUACUGCUCACAAAAGAACCCACACAGGAGAGAAACCAUAUAAAUGCUCGGUAUGCGAAAAGACUUUCAGUCAGUGCGGAAACCUUACCGCACAUCAGAGAACCCACACAGGAGAGAAGCCAUAUCAAUGUAUGGAAUGUGGGAAAAGUUUCAGUGUGAGUGGAAGCCUUUCUGCACAUCAAAGAACCCACACAGGAGAGCAACCAUAUAAAUGUGUGGAGUGUGGAAAGAGCUUCAGCGUGAGCAGUAGUCUUACUUUACAUCAAAGAACUCACACAGGCGAGAAACCCUAUCAAUGCAAGGAGUGUGGGAAGAGGUUUAGCAAAAGCAGAAACCUUAAAACACAUCAGAAAACCCACACAAUGAAGAAACCUGCCUGAGGUCUGUUCCUCAGACUUUCAGACUAAACAAGCUAGGCCUUAGGAAUUGUGAGGGCAUAGCUGGUACAAAAGCAGGAUUCACAACACAUACAUACUGAUAUGCAGGGAGGGGGGGGCACCAAAGGCAACCAAGGCCCGAAAAUAACUAGGACUGCCCAAAGAAGACUUGUGAUAAGCUGUUAUUGCAACAAAGGCCCAGUAGAGACAGGUAUUUUUGCUCCUUAUGAGCCCUCCUGGUUACUUGCUAGGUGGUUGGGAGGGGGAGUAUCAAUAGUGGUUGAGGGCCACCAAAAAGGCCUGGAGGGCCACAUGAUUCAGCUAGGUAGACAUGCAAGCAGAUUAUUCCCACUGGGUUUUCUGCCUUCUUAGCUCCGUGAGAAAGGUUGGAAUCUGCAAGAGAAAACCUGGUGAAACAAGUCAAGUCCUUUGUUAAAAUAAUUACCCUGGCUGGUCUCAUCAGCAACUUGAAGACUUGGGUAGGAAGAUAUGUGUUGGCGUAGUGACAACUGAAGAUGCUUCCAGGAAGGGAUAGGCACUACCCCACCCACCCCUCACCUGACUGCAUGCCUGAGUCAUCCUAGGGGGUGUUUGUUUUUGGUGUGUGAUGCUGGAAGCUGGAGAACUGACCCUGGAAACCUAAUGGGAAGGCAAGAUCUGAGUGUUUGUGCUGUGAGCCACUGCAUCCUUUCUUAAGGCUGUAUAUAUGUGCAAAUAAAACCAUAUAUCCUAAAGAUAA
This is a messenger RNA of Lacerta agilis (Sand lizard), 3292 nucleotides long. Its product is annotated as zinc finger protein 501-like. The record is from RefSeq and is a predicted model, not a curated record. Gene Ontology annotation, molecular function: DNA-binding transcription repressor activity, RNA polymerase II-specific; DNA-binding transcription activator activity, RNA polymerase II-specific; RNA polymerase II cis-regulatory region sequence-specific DNA binding. Gene Ontology annotation, biological process: negative regulation of transcription by RNA polymerase II. NCBI's taxonomy places the organism in Eukaryota, Metazoa, Chordata, Lepidosauria, Squamata, Lacertidae. Gene Ontology annotation, cellular component: nucleus. The transcript has 4 exons. The coding region runs from base 118 to 2556 and encodes 812 amino acids.